Messenger RNA from Ilyonectria robusta, 806 nucleotides. RefSeq lists its product as uncharacterized. Lineage: Eukaryota; Fungi; Ascomycota; Sordariomycetes; Hypocreales; Nectriaceae. The transcript has 3 exons. Bases 165 to 614 code for a protein of 149 amino acids. The record is from RefSeq and is a predicted model, not a curated record.
UGCAACAAAUGUCACGAUCACCUCGUGGCUCGCAAAGGGGAGUUGCCAAGCACACGACGAGCCUGCCCUCAACCUGCUGAGAUUUCAUGCAGAGCCGCCAUUCCUAGAUUCGCACGAGCACACGACCUAGAUUUGAUCUUGUACUUUGGCGGGACAGCGGCAUAAUGGGCGCCACCAUCUCCGUCAUCAAGACUCUCAUAGUCCCCGCCGUAAUCUCCCUCAUCCUCUUCGUCCUCCUCACAUACCUCGUCAUCCCCGCCUGGCGACGGUACCGGAACCGCUACAGCCAGUACCUGCCCCUCGACUCCCUCUCCUCCCAGACGUCUUCCCUCCGCCAGCGCAUCACCGACCGCCUGGCCUCGAUUCCCUUUCCCGCGAGAUGGAGACCUGAAGGCAACCUUGUCUUUGUUGGUGGGGAUAUCUCCGAUGACGAGGACGACGGCGAGGAACUUGGUGAUGUCGAUGACGAGACCUGGCGUGCCAUGGAGAACGAUGCGCAGGCUCGACAGCCAGAUAAUACCAGGCGGCUGAGUAGAGAUCUUGAAGAAGGGUUCAGGGAUGACAGCGACGACGAGCCAGACCGGCUGGUACAAAGUACGAAUGUCAGGAUAUAGCAUGCAUGUUCAACCUCAGCCUUUCCUCCAGCCUACAAUGCAACAUUGAACGCAUUUGCGUUCUCCCAAUCCCCCAAACUGCCGCAAGACUGUCAUGAAAACCACACGAGAUGAUCGCGACAAUGAUAACGUACCAAGAUCAUACCAACGCUCGACAGUUCCAUUCGUGUAUGCGUACUCUACGUUGACUAC